UAACUGCAGAGAGGAUAUCAUUUGAAAGCCAAACUACAUUAUAUGAGUAGGACACAGUCAGACCGCAGCGUAGGGGAAAAGAAAGACGGAAGCUCGACGAUGCUCUCAUCAGGAACAAUCAAUCAUUGGCAAGGAUUAAGAGAGUUUCUAUUUUUCGUUACAAGUUUGGGUGUCGUAGGAAUUUUGGUUCGUUAAUCUGUCCGGCACAUGUCGAGCAGCACGGUCGUGCACUCCUCGGCAGAAUGGAAAGCAAGUUCCUCCUCACAGAUGAAUCAAUGGCAGUAUACCCUCAUGCCAAUACAAGACAUGGUCACAAGGAAACAAGGGUUUCCAAGUCCCGUUUCUGUUCAAGUUGCCGUCAUCAGGAUUCGCAAUGCUGCGAUAAAACGACUGAGUGUCUCUGCAGCGCCUGCUUGCUGUGCGUUUGUUGUCCUCUGGCCGUGGUGUGGGGUUGCGUCAAACUCCCCUGCAAGAUAGGAUGGCAUGCUGCCAAACGUGCAAAGCACUGGGCUUGUUGUGGGUCUGACACGAGGGAUUUUGCGUCGUAUUCUUCGUUUUCUGAUAUCGAUUCGGAUGCUCUGCCAAGAGAUACGCACGGAGGCUCUAAGCCUUUGUCUGAUCCGAAGAAGAGAACGACACAGACGGCUAAUGGAUUGGAGUUUUCCAGGGCUACAGCUGGCCGGAAUUCCAGGUAGAAAUUCUGGGUGGGUUCUAUAUUCCUCCAAAGUCACGCAGAAAAACCCGGCUACUUCGUUUAUAUCUUUCAAUUCCCGAUCUUGAUGCCCGAUUCGUCAUUGUUUCGUGAUGUUGGAUUGCGUGAUACCAAGUGUUUGAUCCCUGUAUAUAAUUUUAUGGGGUCUGUAUGAGUGGGGAGAACUUUUUGGUUUUGGAUUUAGAUGAUUUUUGCUCCAUUAGGGUUUGGAUUGCGUAGAAGCAAUGUGAAAGGUGCAUAUGCAAUUGACACACUCUCUUUUCUGCUCAUUGUCACAAGUGCGCGAUCCUAAAUAAUCCAUAAAUUGUCUGCACACCACGCGUUCGCAAGAAUGCGAAAGAGGCUUUCAACGAGCUCACCCUGCACUUCAGUUUUAUGCGGAAUAAGUACAUGUAUUUGGGGGGCCGGAAUGAGUAUAUGACAUAUGUAUGAGUGUUUAUAAGUAAAUAGUAUGCAUUUUGUUAUUUAUAGUGGAAAUAUAUGUUACUUUUAGUAUACAUUCAA
This is a messenger RNA of Carya illinoinensis, 1216 nucleotides long. RefSeq lists its product as uncharacterized. The record is from RefSeq and is a predicted model, not a curated record. Bases 243 to 695 code for a protein of 150 amino acids. The transcript has a single exon. Lineage: Eukaryota; Viridiplantae; Streptophyta; Magnoliopsida; Fagales; Juglandaceae.